AUGAAGACGCUGCAUCCUUUUGUAUCCAAAUUCUCGACGGCCAAACGCCAUUUUAUUGACAAACCCAAAAACCGCCGUCUAUUGCUAUUUCUUACUCUUCUCCUCCCAAUCCUCAUCCUCCUCAUCCUCACCACCGCUCCUAAGCAUUACCAAUCCUACCGCCGGCUACAGCAGCGGGGGAACCACCUAUCUCAACAGCACUGCAAGUACGGCACUGUCUAUGUCUACGAUGUCCCUUCGAUUUUCAACAAGAAGAUUGUUGAGAGUUGCCAAGAGUUAGAUCCGUGGAAUUCCCGGUGCAAUGCUUUUAUCAACGAUGGGUUUGGCCCACAAGCCACCGGCCUAGAUGGGAUUGUUCCGCCGGAGCUUACUACGGCCUGGUAUUGGACUGACAUUUUUGCCGGAGAAGUUAUGUACCACUCUAGAAUCCUAAGGUACAAGUGCAGGACUAAAGACCCUAAAUCGGCCACCGCUUUUUACAUUCCGUUUUAUGCCGGAUUAGCAAUUGCCAAGUAUUUGUACGGUAACCACACUGCAGUGGAACGAGAUUCUCAGUGCCAGAGUUUGCUCAGAUGGGUUAUGAAGCAACCCACUUGGAGAAGAUCCAACGGCGCAGAUCAUUUUAUCAUGCUGGGGAGAACGUCUUGGGAUUUCCGGCGGGAAGCCGGCGAAAAUUGGGGUUCUAGCUUCCUUCUCAUGCCCCAGAUGAGGCGGGUUUCGCGGCUCGCGAUUGAAGGGAAUCUCUGGGACCGGAUGGAUUUCGGCGUGCCUUACCCCACGGGAUUUCAUCCAAAAAGCCAGACGGAAGUCGAGAAAUGGCUCAAGUUUGUGCGGACUCGAAACCGGUCAAAUCUUUUCACGUUUGUGGGUGGAAAGCGGGAACUGAUCAAGAAUGAUUUCCGGGCUCUGUUACUUGAUUACUGCCAGAGGGAAUCCGAUUCUUGCAAGCUCGUUGACUGUACCAAUUCCAAGACGCCGUGUAAUGAAGGUACCCCUGCAAUUCUUGAAGCGUUCUUGGACUCCAACUUUUGUUUGCAGCCCAGAGGGGAUUCUUAUACCAGGAAAUCCACGUUUGAUUGCAUGUUAGCUGGAUCAAUACCGGUGUUUUUCUGGAAGAAAAGUAUAUACGGACAUUACGAUUGGUUCUUUAAGGAUGAUCCGGAGCGUUUCUCGGUGUUUAUAGAUGAGAAAGCUGUUAGGAAUGGUACUUCUAUCAGGAAGAUCUUGGAAGGCUAUGGGGUUGAAGAAAUUCAGAUGAUGAGAGAAAGGGUGACUAACUUAAUACCUCGGCUGCUCUAUACUUUGCCUGUGGACGGUGAGGAAAAUAUCAGAGAUGCAUUUGAUAUAGCUGUUGAAGGGGUGAUGCUAAGAAUCAGGGAUCGAAGUAUUAACCAAGAAUGA
Molecule: messenger RNA, 1401 nt
Organism: Oldenlandia corymbosa var. corymbosa
Lineage: Eukaryota; Viridiplantae; Streptophyta; Magnoliopsida; Gentianales; Rubiaceae
Source: the annotation of a GenBank genome assembly